This is a messenger RNA of Telopea speciosissima, 1092 nucleotides long. RefSeq names its product cinnamoyl-CoA reductase 1. The transcript has 6 exons. The coding region runs from base 70 to 1044 and encodes 324 amino acids. NCBI's taxonomy places the organism in Eukaryota, Viridiplantae, Streptophyta, Magnoliopsida, Proteales, Proteaceae. Gene Ontology annotation, molecular function: oxidoreductase activity, acting on the CH-OH group of donors, NAD or NADP as acceptor. The record is from RefSeq and is a predicted model, not a curated record.
CUGGGAGAGUGCGUGCCUGAGUGUGUGUGUGUGUGUGAGAACUGAGACGUGAAAAGCAAGAGAGGAGCGAUGGCGAUCAGGAAGGACGAGGCGGUGUGUGUUACAGGAGGAAGCGGCUUCAUAGGCUCUUGGCUGGUUCGUCUUCUCCUCGACCGUGGCUACACCGUCCACGCCACCGUCAAAGAUCUCAAUGAUGAUAGAGAAACGAAGCAUCUGGAAGCCCUAGAAGGAGCAGACUCGCGUCUCCGUCUCUUCCAGAUCGAUCUCCUCGACUACGAUUCCCUCCUCGCCGCUAUCAAUGGCACCGUCGGUGUUUUCCACCUGGCUUCCCCCUGUAUUGUCGAUCGAGUUCUGGAUCCCCAGAAAGAGCUUUUGGAGCCGGCGAUCAGUGGGACGAUAAAUGCACUAAAAGCGGCGAAGGAGUGCGGGGUGAGGCGAGUGGUUGUGACCUCAUCGAUAUCUGCCAUCGUUCCCAGCCCCAACUGGCCUGCCGAUGUCAUCAAGAACGAGGAUUGCUGGACGGAUCUCGACUACUGCAAUCAUAAAGAGAUCUGGUAUCCCGCUUCUAAAACAAUGGCGGAAAAAGCUGCAUGGGAGUUUGCUGAGAAGGAAGGCUUGGACGUCGUUGUUGUCAAUCCUGGCACUGUGAUGGGCCCUGUUCUUCCUCCAACCCUUAAUGCAAGCAUGACCAUGCUUCUUCGCCUUCUUGAAGGGUGCACUGAAGAGUAUGAGAAUUAUUUUAUGGGAUCUGUUCAUGUGAAAGAUGUAGCUUUAGCUCACAUCUUAGUAUAUGAGAACAAAUCAGCUUCAGGAAGACAUCUGUGUGUUGAAGCCAUAUCUCAUUAUGGUGACUUUGCAGCUACAGUUUCUGAACUUUACCUUGAAUACAAGUUGCCCAGGUUGCCAAAGGAUACCCAGCCAGGAUUAUUGAGGUCGAAGAAUGGAUCGAAAAAGCUAAUGGAUCUAGGUCUCCAAUUUGCCUCCAUGGAGGAAAUCAUCAAGGAUUCCGUAGAGAGUUUAAAGAGCAAAGGGUACAUUUCCUGAAUGACUUUUGCUGUUCGGUGAAUAUGCCCUCACCUAAUCCAUCUACAU